AUGGCAAGCAGCAACAAGAGGGUAUUAUGGAAUCUCUCGUCCAUGAAACAUCCAUCAACCAUUCGGAAAUUCGGAGUAGAGACACAUUCAUUCUUGUUCAACAAAUCAUGCACAUUACGGUUACCUCUCAGGGGUGAUCAUUUUGGAUCUUGUUAUCAUUAUUCAUCAUCAACAAUUCAAAAGAAAACUCGGAAUGAAGAAUUAUCAAUGGCGGCAAAAACAAGUGCUGUAGAUCAUGCAUCAUCAAGUGAAUCAUUACUUCCGAAUAUUAAAAUACCAUCCAAUGUACAAGAACAAAUGAAACAUAAUGAAAUUCAAUUUUAUCAAUUGAUGAAAAAGAAUCAUUAUCGGGAAUUUUCUAACAUUUGGAAAGGAUGUCUCGUGGUAGGCUCUCUCUUUGGAACGCUCAUGCUCUAUUAUUUUUUAAAAACUCCAUCUUCCAUGAUUACAGGUGGUGAAUCGCUUGGCUUUUAUUUAAAUCAAGUACUACAAGAAAAGGAACAAGUCAAUCCUAUAGUGAUUCAAAAUAUUAUGAAAUGGUUGAAACUAAAUAACAGAGAUGGGAUACACAUGAUGGUACAAUCUGGAGCUUUGGAUACCUUGUUGGAUAUUUUAAUGAAAACAAUGGAAAAGUAUAAUAAUAGAAAUCAAGAGAUGAAUGAAAUGGAAAAUUCUUCAAACAUGUUGCAUGAAGUAUUGUCGAUUAUGUACUUGGUUGUAAAAUGUGAUCACAAUCUGCGAGAGAUUAAUUCUGCUCAUCUAAAUUCAGAACAAAGAAAAAAGAUCGAACGUGCAGUAACCGCUUUAUUGAGCAAUGGUUUUAUCACUCCAACGAAUUUACUUGUUAGAAACGAAGAUACCAUUGAAAAUAUUGUGAAUGAUGAAAAAAGAUGGUUACUCUCAACCACACAUACCAAUACUCUCUCUUCAUUGUUAAAAAUUGCCUAUGAAUUAUCUUUACCCAUCUCAAAGAAUGAUUUGGAAAAAACUCUUCAAUUGUUGCAAGAGAGAUCCAAUUUCUUUCAACGUGUGAAAGAUCAUUUUGAGCAAAGAGUGAGCAAAGUUCUCCAAAACAUUGAAAGAGGAAUUGAACCAUCUCAAGAGGAAAAAGAAUACAUGCAAAAAAUAGAGAAUAGAUUUGAAAAUCCUCAUGAACAUGCAGAAUCCUUUUUCUUGAGUGCUCUUCUCUUGAAAUUGAUCAAUGAUCGAGUUAUUUCUCUGGAUGAAAUGAAAUCAAGCCAAUCACUCAUGAAUUUUCUAAGAUCAGAAUUUUAUGGAAAUGGUCAUCUUUCAUUUAUACCUUGUGGUGCGAUAUUACUCAUGAUGGGUGAUAUUUCAAGAAAUUCUCCCUUGAGGACUCGAUUACUCUAUCCUGUUGUGGACGAGAUUGAGAACAAUGUGAACAUUAACCAAUUACGAACAACAUUAAUCCUCGCUCAACAUGACUAUUCUUGCUUGGACAAGAAAAACUUUAGGGAUGAGCUUUCAAGUCUGCGUCCACAAGUCAAAGGCACUUACCUUGAACCAUUUCUUGAAUAUAUCAUUUCUUCACAGUUUGGUUAUGUUGGUGAAGUUGAGCUUUUGCAACAAGAAUCACUACUGUACUCAGCCGUUAAUCAUGAGUCAGGUUGCGGCAUUAGGGAUGUUAACUUGAUGUUUGAGCUCGGUAAUUUACUACUAAAACGACAAGAUCUGGCAAAGGGUUUUGAGAUUUUCUCAAAAAUUCAACAGAGCUUUCCAUUUUAUGCUCCUAUUAAGGGAGUUCUUGGAGGCUUUUGCAUGCCACAAAAUAUCAAAUUAAUGUUGAAUUCGCAACAUAUUGCCAACCAUGUACUAUCUCUCGACAAGUGGGAUGUGUGCUAUAAACUCAGAUUAGAGGUUCAAAAACAAAGUAUGAAAUAA
This is a messenger RNA of Naegleria lovaniensis, 1902 nucleotides long. RefSeq lists its product as uncharacterized. The coding region runs from base 1 to 1902 and encodes 633 amino acids. The transcript has a single exon. The record is from RefSeq and is a predicted model, not a curated record. NCBI's taxonomy places the organism in Eukaryota, Heterolobosea, Eutetramitea, Acrasida, Naegleriidae.